AAGAAUCUCAACUCGUCGUCGCAUAGUUACGUCACACUACGUAAUACCUAAGCGUCAAAUUCAAAAUGACACCGAACCAGUUUUGCAAGUUUGCAGGGUUUUUUUUAAUUGACGAUGCGAAAUAAACCCAGACGAAAUAAAAAUCUGCAGAAUGCAGCGAGCAACGCCGAAGAAGGCCGAGAGCGACCGACAGGACCGAUCGUGUUGUCGAGCAGCUCAGAAGACGAUUCAGCUGCUGACAGAAAAGAGAGCAGAAGCUCCCGCAGAAAAGGAGCCAAUAUCGCCACGGUCUUUCUCCGUAAUCAGCGCGGGACGAGUAAGCGGAGCUCUGACGGGGAGCCUGGUCGACCGGAAGUACGGCUUUUACAGAAAACAGAGCCGCUCCCGCAGAGGGAUGACGUCAGAAGUUCACAGCUGACAGCAAACCACGGCCUUGCCGAGUCCUCCCGGAGGGAACAGAUGACUCCUGCAGAUUUACAAAGCUGUCUGGAAAAAAUCAAAGCUUUAAAUCCAGCAUUUCCUGUUCAAAGUGUCUUCUGCUCUCUGCAGAGGAAGUCAAGGCAGAAGCUGCAGGAGGCUUCAGGUGACUGCAGAGGCGGACCUAAAGAGUUCCUCUCAGCAGGAGACUCCUCUCAUCCAGACACGUCCUGUGAGAGGUUACCGAAGCGUCCGAGGUCUAGUCCCCCUCCAGAAGCUGCUGCAGGAUCCUGUUUUGUGCCUGGACAGGAAGUCCAUGGAGGUUGUAUCCCUAAGCAGCAGCGUAGCGACAGAAAGCUGAGUCGCUCUCACAGACUAAAGCAGAGGGAGCGUCUCCAUCCCACGACGUCUGACAAACUGAGAGGUUCCUGCUUGGAGGAUCGACUCUGGACGGAUAAAUACUGUCCUCAACAUUCAAACCAACUUAUUGGGAAUUCUGCCUCAGUCAGCAAAUUACACAGUUGGUUGAAGUCAUGGAAGCGUGGGUCUGAUGCUGAAGACGGGAGACUGACGGGUGACGGUAAACAUAAAGGGUCCUGGGACUGUGGAGACUUUCAGGGUGAAGCUGUGGUCAGAAACGGAAGGGAGGAGCCUCUGAGUAACGGUGUGCUGCUAACAGGACCCUCAGGCGUGGGCAAGACCGCCUCGGUGUACGCCUGUGCUCAGGAGCUCGGCUUCAAGGUGUUUGAGGUGAACAGCUCCUCGCAGCGCUGCGGUCGCCAGGUCUUGUCUCAGCUGAGGGAGGCCACCCGGUCUCACCUGGUGGAGCCUUCAGGAGAAGAUCCUCUAAAACCAGUUUACUUCAACAACUACAACCAGUCCAGCUUCUCCCCUAAGCCCGGAAGAGAACAGCUUCCAAGAAGCAUCACGUCCAGCUCAAAGACCAAGACCGUCCCAAACUCCUGCUCUGCUGGUGGCAAGGUAAAAACGAGAGCCGCCGCUUUGGCUCGCUACUUUGAGACCAAGGAGAAAGCAGAUCUCCUUCACUUUUCUGGAAUUUUACCCUCUGGGACGUCGGACACAGAGGAGCGAGACAACGCCUCGCUGAUCUGUGAUCAGUCCGGGAAACAGAACAACGAGACGGCCAUGUCGCUCAUUCUGUUUGAAGAGGUUGACGUCAUAUUUGAGGACGAUGUUGGAUUUGUCGCAGCCAUCAGAUCUUUCCUGACGACCACUAAAAGACCCGUAGUUCUGACCAGCAACGAUCCAUUCCUCAGAGAGCGAUUUUCCUGCAGCCUGGAGGAAAUCGUUUUUAAAACUCCACCGGCUGCGAGCGUCUGUAGUUACCUGCAGCUGACGUGUCUGGCUGAAGACGCCUGGGUGGAUUCGGCGGAUGUCAGCAGGUUGCUGCGACUCACCGGUGGAGACGUGAGGCGCUGCCUGCUGCAGCUGCAGCUCUGGGUCUGCAGCAGCAGCAGAGGUCGGACGUGUCAGCCCGGACGACUCACUCCAGCCCGUUCUCUGCACUGUAAAGCUUCUGUAGGAGGAAGCCAGCGUCCUCCAUACCAACCAGGAUGUUCUGACUACAUGUUGGGUCUGCUCCCUGUCACCCCAGAUUAUCUUCAAAACACCCUAAAGUCUCCAUCCUGGUCCGAGUCGGACCUGACGAAGCUCCUGAAUCAUCUGGCUGAGAGCUGGAGUCAAGGUGUGCCUCUUCUCUAUUCCAACCUGAAGCUCCUUCUGCCCUCCUCCCUCCUCCACCUAGAGGACAAACCAGACCCCCCGCAGCAGAAAGGGUUCAUUCGCUCCGAUGACGAUCUUCACACCCAGCUGGCUGGUCAGCGGCGGUGGGACACCAGCGGCCAGUCCGUCAGGAGCGUCUCCCGCCUCAGCCGACGGAAACGAGCUGUGUCCAAGUUCCCAUCUCCAGGUUUAACCAACAGUCAGACACGCCUCUGUGAGACUUGGUCAAGAAUGCCGAGUUUUAGCAACAAAGCUGGAAAACAGACGGCUGAAGCAGCGGCAGGCCGUUUGGACGCCCUGGCUGACCUCUUUGACCUCAUGUCCUACGUCGACGCCACGCUGACAGAAGCAGAACUUCUCGUUUCGGGAUCAAACACGCGUGAGGCGUUCGUUUGGACGGGAGCCACAAUAACAGACGGCGUGUCGGAUAAAAUGGGCGAGGAAGUCGGAGGGAGAAGGAACCAGGAUGUUAAAGCAGCUGUCGAAGGUUUGGGAUUCCACCGGUUCUGGCGCGGAGACUCUGAGACGUGGACCAGAGCUCAGAGAUCCAAACAGGACCUGGAGGACAAACCACGGGGAAGACAGCAGGACACACAGCUGUUUGUGAUGUCCUCUACCAAUCAGAACGUCAGCUUCACUCCUCAUCCUGCCUGUGCAGCGAGUGAGUCUGACAGCAGAUCCAGAGUCAGCCAGCUGGUGCUCAGCAGUGCGCCCUUCAGCCUGCUGGGGAACAGACGGGCCGUGUGUGUGGACUACAUGCCCGUCCUCCGCUCCUUCUGUCAUAAGCUCCGCGUCAACCAGCGAGGGGAAACGGGGGAGGGGAGGCGGAGCCACCCGAGUCUCCCAAAGUCAACGCUACGACUCCUGGCUCAGGACGUUACUCUGAGAAAACCCCGGAAGGAUUCGUGAAGCUGGUUUCUGCCUCCAGCUUGUUUCUCCUGAGUUAAUUUGUGUUUUUAUUCAAAUAAAUGUGAAAACGUGAAAUGUAAAUAAAAUAUCUGAUGAACCCUGGUGAGGUGC
Messenger RNA from Nothobranchius furzeri (turquoise killifish), 3180 nucleotides. NCBI's taxonomy places the organism in Eukaryota, Metazoa, Chordata, Actinopteri, Cyprinodontiformes, Nothobranchiidae. The record is from RefSeq and is a predicted model, not a curated record.